CUUAGCAUAUUAUGCACUGUCACGAAAUAUAUUAUUGGUAGGUUAAGGGUCGCUAUAUCUAUAAUCUAUAUCCUUCACUACAAAAAAGCCAACCAAUAUGCUCUGUUUCUCCUCUGCUCAACACCUCUCCUAUGUUAUCUCUCCCUGCAUCCUAGUACUCACUCCUCUAUCAUGCGCAACCUGUACUCAGCUACACAAACAUUCCUAUUCUGAAUAACAAUGACCGAAACAACAAGGUGUCACGAAACUCCUAGCAGCAGCACCAGCAACUCUUCCACUUCAAAACCCCCGAAACGGAACAAGACAGAAAAACAGAGCAAAGCAAAGAGAAACAGAGACCCCACCAAGCAUCCCGAUUACCACGGCGUUCGAAUGCGCAAUUGGGGCAAAUGGGUAUCAGAAAUUCGCGAGCCGCGCAAGAAAUCACGCAUCUGGCUCGGAACUUUUGCCACCCCUGAAAUGGCGGCACGUGCACACGACGUGGCGGCUUUGAGCAUAAAAGGCCACACCGCGAUUCUCAACUUCCCUAACAUAGUAAACAUGCUUCCCAGACCCGUCACGUGUGCCCCACGUGACAUCCAAGCCGCGGCCGCGGAAGCCGCCGCGAUGGUGGAGUUCGACCGUGAGGGUUCGGAGGCAGAGUCGUCGGAGCUGAGCGAGAUUGUGGAGCUUCCGAACAUAGAAGAGAGCUUCGAGUCGGUUGAGUCGAGAAGUGAGUUCACGUUGAUCGACUCGGUAGAUAGUUGGGUGUACCCUCCUCCAAUGGCGGUGGGGAGCAUUGGUGACAUGAUGAUGCUUGGGGAACACGAGUGUGGAUUAUUCCAAUUUGCGACCGAUCACCAAAAAACAUGUUCCGUUUAGUUUGGCUUAGCUUAAAACAGUUUCGGUUUUUCAGAGGCUAUAAAACUAAACGUGUCUUCUUCUGUUGCUAUCAAAUCAAAUGCAUGAUCAUCGUCAAAUGCUCUUUCGCUAUUUUUUAUCUCAGCGGUUGGUGGUUUGGUUAGUUCCGCCACUUUAGUAUGCCAAAUAUUUAUAUUUUUCACACAUAACUUUGUCUUCUACUCCUUGCUACCUUCACUUCCUUAUUCAACUUUGAGAAUGUGUCA
Molecule: messenger RNA, 1106 nt
Organism: Glycine soja
Lineage: Eukaryota; Viridiplantae; Streptophyta; Magnoliopsida; Fabales; Fabaceae
Product: dehydration-responsive element-binding protein 3-like
Exons: 1
Coding region: 220-861 (213 amino acids)
Biological process (GO): regulation of DNA-templated transcription
Molecular function (GO): DNA-binding transcription factor activity; DNA binding
Source: RefSeq, a predicted model, not a curated record